AAAAGUAUAAUCAGUCACUGGCUAACAGCCAGCACAGACAGGUUUGUUUUCAUCGCCUCAGUUGCCUAUCAGUCGUCACUGUUAUUCCCUGAUAGCUCGUAUUCAUUCCUCGGUGUCAAAAUGGUCCUCAUAAUCUUGGGAACAAACACUCCCAGAAACAUUGUCCGUUCAGCGUUAAAGUGUAAAACUGACCUGCGUGGUUUGUCGAGACGGAGCCAUGCAACCUCCAACGUUCCUUCGUCAGCUUCCUCGGUGGCCUUCAAGAAGAACAAGUGGAUAAGACCAAGUGACACCAAUCCGUGCGUGAUAUCCUCCGUUUUGGAUAUUGAGCCAACUUCCAGUGUCACCAUCCCAGAGUUUUUGAGAAGUAAUCUCCACAAGUGGGAAAAUGCGCCUGCUUUCGAAUGCGCCGUGACUGGGAGAACGUAUACACACGGCCAAGUUCACAGGAAAAGCCAGAGUUUCGCUGCAGCCUUGAAGCAACACGGACUUGGGCGGAGAGAAGCCGUCUGCAUCUUGCUUCCCAACAUUCCCGAGUAUCCGAUUGUGGCUCUAGGGAUUUGGGACGCAGGAUUGGUUGUUUCGCCAAUAAAUCCAGCUUAUACAGUGGCGGAAAUAGGGAAGCAAGUGGCCGACUGCGGGGGAAAAGUGAUGGUGACCAUUGCUCAGCUCCUUCCAGCCGUGGAGAAAGUGCUGGAGGGGAGUCCCACGCUCAAAAGUGUGGUCGUGGUGGGCGAGGCUGGAGGUCACCACUCCUUCUUCGACAUGCUCAAUACGGACGUUUCCAGCGCCACAUUCCUCCGCGGAUCCGACAUCAACACUCUGAGAGAAACCGCAGUCCUGCCCUAUUCCAGCGGAACCACGGGAACGCCGAAGGGAGUGGAGUUGACGCACAGUACUUACACUACAAAUCUAAUGCAAAUCACUCAUCCCGGAUAUCGCCUCACCCAGUUUUUUGACGGAGGAAGCCCACAAGAACGACUGUUUGCCCUCCCCCCAUUCUUCCACAUCUACGGGUUGCAAGUCAUCCUGGGCAGCACUUUGCACCAAGGCGGACACACUCUCUGCUUCCCCUCAUUUGAGCCUGCAUCCUUCAUCAAGGGCAUCAAACAACAUCGGCCAACCGUCCUCCACCUGGUCACCCCACUCAUCUCCUUCCUCUGCCAGUCCCCUGAGAUCACUCCGGACGACUUGAAGCACACGAGGGGCACGGUUGCGGGUGCUGCUCCCAUUGGGAAAACCCUCAUCGAGCGCUUCAUCACCAAGUUUGACCAGUACAUGUUUUUCCAAGAAGGUUUUGGAAUGACGGAGCUGGGCGUGAGUCACUUGAUUCCCCCAGAAAUGAAAAACUCUCGAGCCGGCUCCUGCGGAAUUCUGGUCACGGGAACAACCUCCAAGAUUGUUGACAACGAGUUGGGGAGAGUUGUGGGUCCGCAUCAUCCGGGAGAAAUAUGCGUCCGAGGUCCACAGGCGAUGAAAGGCUACUUCCAAAAUGAAAAGGCCACUCUGGACACCAUCGACUCGGAAGGGUUCAUAAAAACUGGAGACAUUGGAUACUACGACGAGGAGGGAUUUCUUUACAUUGUUGACAGAUUGAAGGAGCUCAUCAAGGUGAAGGGUCUUCAGGUCGCACCGGCAGAGCUGGAGAACGUGCUACGGCAACACCCAGAUAUUGCGGAUGUUGCCGUGAUUGGAGUUCCACAUGAGCGAUGGGGCGAAGUUCCGCGUGCUUAUGUCGUCCCAAAGUCUAAGAGGUUGAGGGAAUCCUCAGUGAACUCAUUUUUGAAAGACAAAGUCGCCGAGCAUAAAAGACUUGUCGGCGGGGUCGAAUUUAUUGAUGUGAUCCCGAAAGCGGCGUCGGGAAAAAUAUUGCGAAGAGUUCUCAAGAGCAGGUUCGAGUGACGAAAAUGCCCAUCAGGUAUUUGUGUCGUUGUAAAUAGUAUCAUUUUUACUAUUGCAAGAACUGUUUUGACAGGUGGGGUCAGUGUUUUAGUUCUGUUCGUAUUUUAUUGUCGUCCUUUGUCUUGAAAUAAUCAGCCAGUUUCGCCACUCGGUGAGUGUGCUCAAUGACGCCAUAAGAACAGCGGCACUGAACCCACAUUUUCCAGCACUGCACUAAAUAAAUAUGACUUACUCAUUACCAAUGUCAACCAAUAUUA
Molecule: messenger RNA, 2159 nt
Organism: Folsomia candida
Lineage: Eukaryota; Metazoa; Arthropoda; Collembola; Entomobryomorpha; Isotomidae
Product: probable 4-coumarate--CoA ligase 3
Exons: 8
Coding region: 121-1902 (593 amino acids)
Biological process (GO): fatty-acyl-CoA biosynthetic process; long-chain fatty acid metabolic process
Molecular function (GO): long-chain fatty acid-CoA ligase activity
Source: RefSeq, a predicted model, not a curated record